AUGGUCGAACCUGCAGCCGUGAAUGAUAUGCGAAUGGCUACUGUAUAUGAUGAAGAAUAUGCUUUGCCCAAGCUCUAUGUCAAGCUCCAAUAUUGCAUCAGUUGUGCCAUUCACUCUCACGUCGUCCGUGUUCGUUCAAGAGAAGGUAGAAGGGAUCGUGCUCCACCAGCUCGAUUCAGACCUGCUGCCAAGGACGGAAAGAAGCCAGUAGCUGGAGCUGGAGGUGCACCAGCUGCCAAGUAA
Molecule: messenger RNA, 243 nt
Organism: Synchytrium microbalum
Lineage: Eukaryota; Fungi; Chytridiomycota; Chytridiomycetes; Synchytriales; Synchytriaceae
Exons: 4
Coding region: 1-243 (80 amino acids)
Biological process (GO): translation
Cellular component (GO): ribosome; cytosolic small ribosomal subunit
Molecular function (GO): mRNA binding; structural constituent of ribosome
Source: RefSeq, a predicted model, not a curated record